ACUGCUACUACCUCGUGGUUUUGUUUCAGGCAUUUUCAUUCCCAUUCGCCAUUUUUAAAACGCUACGCUAAAGAGUACACCAUGGCAGAAGUGGAAAAGGAGCCGACUAUCGCCGAGGAUUUGGUGGUCACAAAGUACAAGUUGGCCGGCGAGAUUGUCAACAAAACACUGAAGGCGGUGAUUGGACUCUGCGUGGUGGACGCCUCCGUGCGGGAAAUCUGUAGCCAGGGGGACAAUCUGCUCACCGAGGAGACCGGCAAAGUAUACAAAAAGGAGAAGGAGCUGAAGAAGGGCAUCGCCUUCCCCACCUGUCUGUCCGUCAACAACUGUGUCUGCCACUUUUCGCCAUCGAAGAACGACACCGAUUACACGUUAAAGGCCGGCGAUGUGGUUAAAAUCGACUUGGGGGCCCACAUCGAUGGAUUCAUUGCCGUGGCCGCUCACACGAUCGUUGUGGGAGCCAGCGCGGACCAGAAGAUCACCGGUCGCCAGGCCGAUGUCAUCCUCGGCGCCUACUGGGCUGUCCAGGCUGCUUUGCGCCUGCUUAAGUCCGGAGCCAAUAACUACGCCAUCACCGAUGCAGUGCAACAGAUCAGCGAGUCAUACAAGUGCAAGCCCAUCGAGGGCAUGCUUAGUCACGAGCUGAAGCAGUUCAAAAUCGACGGCGAGAAGACCAUCAUACAGAAUCCCAGCGAGGCGCAGCGCAAGGAGCACGAGAAGUGCACCUUUGACACCUACGAGGUCUAUGCCAUCGACGUAAUUGUCAGCACCGGCGAGGGAGUGGGACGCGAGAAGGACACAAAGGUCUCCAUCUACAAGAAGUCGGAAGAGAACUACAUGCUCAAGCUGAAGGCUUCCCGUGCCCUGCUGGCAGAGGUGAAAACCAAGUACGGAAACAUGCCCUUCAACAUCCGCAGCUUUGAGGAGGAGACCAAGGCCCGCAUGGGCGUCGUCGAGUGCGUUUCUCACAAGAUGAUUGAACCCUUCCAGGUUCUGUACGAGAAGCCGAGCGAGAUAGUGGCGCAGUUCAAGCACACUGUCCUGCUUAUGCCCAAUGGCGUCAAUUUGGUUACCGGCAUCCCAUUCGAUGUGGACAGCUAUGUGAGCGAGCACAGCAUUGCGCAGGAGGAGCUCAAGGAUCUGGUCGCGCAGCCACUGGGACCCGUCAAAGGUAAGGGUAAGGGCAAGAAGGGAGCUGCUGGAGCGGCGACAAAGGUAGAAUCGGCGCCGGCCGUUGAAACCAAGGCAUAGGCCUCGCGCAACCUUAACCACCAUCCCCCUCCAACAGCAAUUGCUAAAAAACUACAAUGUGAACAAUUGCGCUGCCUAUCGCUGCCGCUCCACAGAUUUUUUACUAUCGAAUUCGUUGCGUAGUACACACACACACCCGCCCCUUUUGACAACCCACACGGCAACCACAAUUUAAGGAGGAUAGUUGUUCAUUAGCCCGCAGAGCAGUAGAAUGAAAACGCAGAGCCAUUUCCCCGAUCCUAUCCAUCCAUUAGCAGGACGGUUUCGGCCGCUCCAAAUUUACCUCUUUAUUUCCGUUACUAUAGUAAGCUGACUUCGUCUAUCGGUUUGUUCAACAUCAUCGCAACGAAAGCAAAAGCAAAAAAAAGGAAAUCAAGAACUGUCGUCAAAUUGUAACAAUUUUAACGCUAAAAUGAUCUUUAAAUAUAAUUCAAGAUAUAUGAAACAAAAACGUUA
This is a messenger RNA of Drosophila serrata, 1707 nucleotides long. RefSeq names its product proliferation-associated protein 2G4. The record is from RefSeq and is a predicted model, not a curated record. Lineage: Eukaryota; Metazoa; Arthropoda; Insecta; Diptera; Drosophilidae.